CCUGCAUUCAACCAUUACAUUAACUCCUUUACUCAUACCACUCACCCUCGCUUUUUGAUCUUUCAAUUGUGUAAAUAUAUUCCUUAAAAACACUUUCACCAUGAACCCUGAGACAAAGGAAAUCAUCCUCAAGGCCACUGAUGUCGUCAAGACCGUUGUCCACUUUGGUUUUAUUCCAUUCGUGAUCUACCUCGGAUUCACACGAAGCGACCCAAAGCCUUCUUUGAUCCGUCUUAUCCUUCCUUUGGCCUAAAAAAAAAUACAAUAUCAUUCGACAAGGGAAAAAAAAAGGAUGUGAAGGAUAGGAUCGAAGUUGUGGUGAAAAAACCAGGAAGGGGCCAUAAUCAGCAGCAUUAUUUUUAUAGUCAGUAAGCUGGAAGCAGUUGAAGGCUUAUUUUUUUUUACGUUAUUAUGCACCGAUGACGCAGUUCAACUUUUUAGUUUGUCUGGUAUCGAAAACCUAUUCUUCCUCUGUCAGAUCUACAGGAAGCACUUGUAACUGUUAAUAAUAG
This is a messenger RNA of Lobosporangium transversale, 512 nucleotides long. RefSeq names its product mitochondrial import receptor subunit TOM7. Bases 101 to 253 code for a protein of 50 amino acids. Gene Ontology annotation, cellular component: mitochondrial outer membrane; mitochondrial outer membrane translocase complex. The record is from RefSeq and is a predicted model, not a curated record. Lineage: Eukaryota; Fungi; Mortierellomycota; Mortierellomycetes; Mortierellales; Mortierellaceae. Gene Ontology annotation, biological process: protein insertion into mitochondrial outer membrane; protein import into mitochondrial matrix. The transcript is spliced from 3 exons.